CCCCCUCCCACCGCUCGCUCGCUUGGGCACCGCCCCUCCCCUCUCGCUAGGGUUAGGGUUUUGCUCAGCGAUGGACUCCGACGACGAUAUGCACGACGCCAACGAUGUGGAGUCGAUGGACGAGGAUUUCUACAGCGGGGAGGCCGACGAUUACUACAACAGCGACAACGCCGACGUCGAUGAUUACGAGUUCGUCGAGGACGCCGAUGCUGAUUCCGACGUCUUCACCGCUCGUCGGCAUCAGCAAAACUACAUUAUCUUAAAGGAAGAAGAUAUACGACAACGUCAAGAGAAUGAUAUAACGGGAGUUGCUGGCGUCCUAUCUAUACCUAGAGACGCUGCUAUCACCCUGCUGCGCCAUUAUAAUUGGAGUGUAAGUAAAGUUCAUGAUGCAUGGUUUUCUGAUGAAGAUAGAGUGCGAAAAGCAGUGGGCUUAUUGGCAAAACCGGUUGUUGAGCAUCCUAAUUUAAGAGAAUUCACCUGUGGAAUCUGUUUUGAGUCUCAUCAGCGUGAUAAAAUUAUGUCGGUUGCUUGUGGUCAUCCUUUCUGCAUUACAUGCUGGGCAGGUUACAUAAGCACAUCCAUAAUUGAUGGUCCUGGAUGUUUAACAUUGAGAUGUCCUGAUCCAUCUUGUGGUGCUGCCGUCGGUCAAGAUAUGAUAAAUCUUUUAGCGCGUAAAGAAGAAAAGGCAAAGUACUCUCAAUAUCUUCUUCGCUCGUACAUUGAAGACAAUAGAAAGACCAAGUGGUGUCCUGCCCCUGGUUGUGAAUAUGCCGUAGAAUUUGCUGCUGGCAGUGAAGGUUACGAUGUCUCCUGCCUAUGCUCUUUCAACUUUUGCUGGAAUUGUACAGAGGAAGCUCACCGUCCAGUAGAUUGUGGCACUGUUGGAAGGUGGAUCAUGAAGAACAGUGCUGAAUCUGAAAACAUGAACUGGAUUCUAGCCAAUUCAAAGCCUUGUCCCAAGUGUAAGCGUCCAAUAGAGAAAAACCAAGGGUGUAUGCAUAUGACAUGUACACCUCCUUGUAAAUUUGAGUUCUGCUGGCUCUGUCUGGGUGCAUGGACUGAUCACGGGGAGAGAACUGGUGGAUUCUAUGCUUGCAAUCGUUAUGAGGCAGCUAAACAAGAGGGAGCGUAUGAUGAGGCUGAGAGAAGAAGAGAGAUGGCGAAAAACUCAUUGGAGCGAUAUACUCAUUAUUAUGAACGAUGGGCGAGUAAUCAAUCUUCAAGGCAGAAAGCUCUUGCUGAUUUACAUCAAAUGCAAACUGUCCAUCUCGAUAUUCUUAGUGACGCACAAUGCCAGCCAGAGUCACAGUUGAAGUUCAUCAUAGAGGCCUGGCAACAGAUAGUUGAGUGUAGGCGAGUGCUCAAGUGGACUUAUGCAUAUGGUUAUUAUCUGGCGGAAUAUGAACAUGCUAAGAAACAGUUUUUUGAGUACUUGCAAGGUGAGGCGGAGUCCGGAUUGGAAAGGCUUCAUCAGUGCGCAGAGAAGGAACUUCACCAGUUCCUUGAUGAUGAGAGUCCUUCUAGUAACUUUAAUGACUUCCGCACCAAGUUAGCUGGACUUACCAGUGUGACCAGAAACUACUUUGAGAACCUCGUGAGAGCAUUGGAGAAUGGGCUAUCAGAUGUGGAGUCCCAUGGCGGUUGCAGCAGGGCAGCGAGCUCUAAGAAUGGAGGGAGCAGCAAGGCAAGUAGAGGUGGUGGAAGGGGAAAGGGAAUUGCCAGCACUCGCGCUGGUUGCAGCCGAACCGAUGAUGCAUCUCACUGGUCCUGCGACCAAUGCACUUAUGCUAAUGCUAGAUCUGCAACCACUUGCAAGAUGUGCCAGCAUCGCCGAUGAAAGCAGUGAC
Messenger RNA from Rhodamnia argentea, 1850 nucleotides. Its product is annotated as probable E3 ubiquitin-protein ligase ARI8. The transcript is spliced from 15 exons. Gene Ontology annotation, cellular component: cytoplasm; ubiquitin ligase complex. Bases 71 to 1840 code for a protein of 589 amino acids. The record is from RefSeq and is a predicted model, not a curated record. Lineage: Eukaryota; Viridiplantae; Streptophyta; Magnoliopsida; Myrtales; Myrtaceae. Gene Ontology annotation, biological process: protein polyubiquitination; positive regulation of proteasomal ubiquitin-dependent protein catabolic process; ubiquitin-dependent protein catabolic process. Gene Ontology annotation, molecular function: ubiquitin conjugating enzyme binding; ubiquitin protein ligase activity; zinc ion binding.